Diaporthe amygdali is the source of this 5811-nucleotide messenger RNA. Its product is annotated as glycosyltransferase family 48 protein. Gene Ontology annotation, cellular component: plasma membrane; 1,3-beta-D-glucan synthase complex. Bases 1 to 5811 code for a protein of 1936 amino acids. The record is from RefSeq and is a predicted model, not a curated record. Gene Ontology annotation, biological process: (1->3)-beta-D-glucan biosynthetic process; fungal-type cell wall polysaccharide biosynthetic process. The transcript has 3 exons. NCBI's taxonomy places the organism in Eukaryota, Fungi, Ascomycota, Sordariomycetes, Diaporthales, Diaporthaceae. Gene Ontology annotation, molecular function: 1,3-beta-D-glucan synthase activity.
AUGUCGGGCUAUCCGGCCAACAAUCAUGACUAUGAUGAUGGCUACGGCCAUCAUCAGCAGGGAAACACUGAUUCCUACUACGACAAUGACCAGGGUCAAUACUAUGACAAUGGUUACGAUGCCCACGGCGGCGGCCACGCCGCCCAGGGACAGGAGGGCUACUAUGACGAGUCGGGCUACUACAACUCCGACCCGAAUAAUCCUUACCACCAAGAUGGCGGCUACUACGAAGGCCACGAACAAUACGGCGGCCAGGACGGUUACGACAAUGGCUACUAUGACCAAGGUUACGACCAAGGUGGCUACGGUGGCCACGGUCAGCGCCGUGGAGGCUCUGAGGAGGAUUCCGAGACUUUCAGCGACUUCACGAUGAGAUCCGACAUGGCUCGAGCUGCCGACAUGGACUACUACGGUCGAGGCGACGAGAACUACGGCGGAUAUCAAGAUGGCCAAGGCGGCCGUGGCUAUCGCCCGCCGUCCUCGCAAAUCUCCUAUGGUGGCAACCGUUCAUCAGGUGCAUCCACGCCAAACUAUGCCAUGGACUAUGGCAACGUUUUGCCCGCUGGCCAACGCUCUCGAGAGCCGUAUCCCGCAUGGACGUCAGAAGCUCAGAUCCCCCUUUCUAAGGAGGAGAUUGAGGACAUCUUCCUUGACCUUGCAAACAAGUUCGGUUUCCAGAGAGACAGUAUGCGCAACAUGUACGAUCAUCUCAUGACUCUGUUGGACUCGCGAGCUUCGCGUAUGACUCCCAACCAGGCGCUGCUCUCCCUCCACGCCGACUACAUUGGCGGAGACAACGCGAACUUCCGCAAGUGGUACUUCGCUGCUCACCUCGACCUCGACGAUUCUGUUGGGUUCUCCAACAGGAAGGGCUCCAAGUCGAAGAAGAAGGCCAAGAAGAAGAAGGGUGAGGCCGAGGAGCAGACCCUUGAAGAUCUCGAGGGCGACAACUCCCUCGAAGCUGCUGAGUUCCGAUGGAAGACCCGCAUGAACCGCAUGUCUCAACACGAUCGUGUGCGACAGCUGGGUCUGUACCUGCUUUGCUGGGGUGAAGCCAACCAAGUUCGUUUCAUGCCCGAGUGUCUCUGCUUCGUGUUCAAGUGCGCCGAUGACUACUUGAACUCGCCAGCAUGCCAGAACUCCGUUGAGCCCGUGCCAGAGUUCACCUUCCUCAACAACGUCAUCACGCCUCUGUACCAGUACUGCAGAGACCAGGGUUACGAAAUUACCAAUGGAGUCUAUGUCCGACGUGAGCGGGACCACAACAAGAUCAUUGGCUACGAUGACUGCAACCAGCUGUUCUGGUACCCUGAAGGCAUCGAGCGUAUCGUCCUCGAGGACAAGUCGAAGUUGGUCGACGUGCCCCCUGCUGAGCGGUACCUGAAGCUCAACCAGGUGAACUGGAAGAAGUGCUUCUUCAAGACAUACAAGGAGACUCGUUCUUGGAUGCAUCUGAUCGUCAACUUCAACCGUAUCUGGGUCAUCCACUUGACCGUUUUCUGGAUGUUUACAGCCCACAACGCUCCGUCUCUGCUUGUCCCUAAUUACGAACAGCAGGUGAACCAGCAACCAGCUGCAUCUGCCCAGUGGUCCAUUGUCGGUUUCGGUGGAGGCAUAGCAUCUCUCAUCCAAAUCCUGGCGACACUUGCAGAAUGGGCUUACGUUCCCAGGAGAUGGGCCGGUGCUCAGCAUCUUACCAAGCGACUCCUAUUCCUCCUCCUGGUCUUCGUCAUCAACGUCGCCCCUGGCGUGUACGUUUUCUUGCCCCAGGCGACGAUCAAGGAGUACAACGCACACCAGAACUCCACCAUUGCCCUGGCUCUAGGUGUUGCACAGUUCUUCAUCGCCCUUAUCACCUUGAUCUUCUUUGCCAUCAUGCCCCUUGGUGGCCUGUUUGGCAGCUACCUGGUGAGCAAGAAGUCUCGACGCUACGUGGCCAGUCAGACCUUUACCGCCAGCUGGCCUCGGUUGAAGGGCAACGACAUGGCCAUGUCUUACGGCAUGUGGUGUGUUAUCUUCGGUGCCAAGUUCGGUGAAUCCUACGGUUUCCUGACUUUGUCGUUCCGAGACACCAUCCGCUAUCUGGCCAUAAUGGACACCAGUAGCUGUCUGGGUGAUACUAUCCUCCAGGCCAAACUCUGCAAGUACCAGCCAACGGUUCUCCUUAUCUUGAUGGCAUUCACGGAUCUGGUGUUCUUCUUCCUCGACACGUAUCUCUUCUACGUCAUCUUGAACGCCGUGGUUUCUAUCGCCAGAUCGUUUUACCUUGGUUCGUCCAUUAUGACGCCAUGGAGGAACGUCUUCUCUCGUCUACCGAAGCGAAUUUACUCCAAGGUGUUGGCCACGACCGACAUGGAGAUCAAGUACAAGCCGAAGGUGCUCAUUUCUCAGAUCUGGAACGCCAUCGUCAUCUCCAUGUACCGAGAGCAUCUCCUUGCCAUCGACCAUGUGCAGAAGCUUCUCUACCACCAGGUGCCUUCCGAGCAGGAGGGUAAGCGGACACUGCGUGCUCCGACCUUCUUUGUGUCCCAGGAAGACCACUCCUUCAAGACCGAGUUCUUCCCCUCCCACAGUGAGGCAGAGCGCCGAAUUUCUUUCUUCGCGCAGUCCUUGUCCACACCAAUUCCUGAGCCGCUCCCUGUGGACAACAUGCCAACAUUCACGGUCCUCAUUCCUCAUUACAGCGAGAAGAUUCUACUGUCUCUCCGAGAAAUUAUCCGUGAGGAUGAGCCGUACUCGCGUGUCACCCUGCUGGAGUACUUGAAGCAACUGCACCCUCACGAAUGGGACUGCUUUGUCAAGGAUACCAAGAUUCUGUCGGAUGAGACUGCGCAGUACAACGGUGACGAGGAGAAGGCCGAGAAGGACACCGCCAAGAGCAAGAUCGAUGAUUUGCCCUUCUACUGCAUCGGUUUCAAGUCUUCUGCCCCAGAGUAUACGCUUCGAACCCGUAUUUGGGCUUCGCUUCGCUUCCAGACCCUCUACCGUACCAUCUCUGGUUUCAUGAACUACAGCCGUGCUAUCAAGCUCCUUUACCGCGUUGAGAACCCCGAGGUUGUCCAAAUGUUCGGCGGCAACUCCGACAAGCUCGAACGUGAGCUCGAGCGCAUGGCUCGCCGCAAGUUCAAGAUCUGCGUCUCUAUGCAACGGUAUGCCAAGUUCAAGAAGGAGGAAAUGGAGAACGCCGAGUUCCUCCUGCGCGCGUAUCCUGACCUGCAGAUCGCCUAUUUGGAUGAGGAGCCACCUGCGAACGAGGGCGAGGAGCCGCGUCUGUACUCCGCCCUCAUCGACGGCCACUCUGAGAUCAUGGAGAAUGGCAUGCGAAAGCCGAAGUUCCGAAUCCAGCUCUCUGGCAACCCCAUCUUGGGAGAUGGCAAGUCCGACAACCAGAACCACUCGAUCAUUUUCUACCGCGGUGAAUACAUCCAGCUUAUCGACGCUAACCAGGACAACUACCUGGAGGAGUGCUUGAAGAUCCGAAGUGUCCUCGCUGAGUUCGAGGAGAUGAAGACCGACAAUGUUUCUCCUUACACUCCUGGGGUGAAGAACAACUCCCCUGCUCCUGUUGCUAUCCUUGGUGCCCGUGAAUACAUUUUCUCCGAGAACAUUGGUAUUCUUGGUGAUGUUGCCGCCGGAAAGGAACAGACAUUCGGUACUCUCUUCGCUCGUACGCUGGCUCAGAUUGGCGGCAAGCUCCAUUAUGGUCACCCCGAUUUCCUCAACGGUAUUUACAUGACCACGAGAGGUGGUGUCUCCAAGGCGCAAAAGGGUCUGCAUCUCAACGAGGAUAUUUACGCCGGUAUGAAUGCUGUCCUGCGUGGUGGUCGCAUCAAGCACUGUGAAUACUUCCAGUGUGGUAAGGGUCGUGAUUUGGGUUUCGGUUCUAUUCUCAACUUCACGACCAAGAUUGGAACUGGUAUGGGUGAACAGAUGCUGUCCCGAGAGUACUACUACCUUGGUACUCAACUGCCCCUGGACCGAUUCCUCUCCUUCUACUACGCCCAUCCUGGAUUCCACGUCAACAACAUGUUCAUCAUGCUGUCAGUCCACUUGUUCAUGCUCUGUCUGAUCAACCUCGGUGCCCUCCGGCAUGAAACCAUCGCUUGCAGCUACAACAGGAACGUCCCUAUCACGGAUCCUAUGUACCCGACAGGUUGCCAGAACACCGCUGCGCUGAUGGACUGGGUCUACCGCAGUGUCAUCUCCAUUAUCUUCGUCAUCUUCCUCGCCUUCGUACCUCUGGUUGUACAAGAGCUUACCGAGCGUGGAGUCCUCCGUGCCUCUACGCGUCUGGCUAAGCAAAUCUGCUCUCUGUCACCCUUCUUCGAGGUGUUUGUCUGUCAGAUCUAUGCCAACGCUGUGCAGCAAAACUUGUCCUUCGGUGGUGCCAGAUAUAUCGGUACCGGUCGUGGCUUCGCCACUGCUCGUAUUCCCUUCGGAAUCCUGUUCUCCCGUUUUGCUGGACCAUCGAUCUACUUUGGAGCUCGCAUGCUGUUGAUGUUGCUGUUUGCAACCUUGACGAUCUGGCAGGCCGCUCUGAUCUAUUUCUGGAUGUCACUGCUCGCCCUCUGCAUUUCGCCCUUCCUGUACAACCCCCACCAGUUUGCGUGGAACGACUUCUUCAUCGACUACAGAGAAUUCCUUCGAUGGCUUUCUCGGGGUAACUCGGUCUCUCACGCGUCGUCUUGGAUCGCCUACUGCCGUCUUUCCCGUACCCGGCUUACUGGAUACAAGCGCAAGGUCGUGGGUGAGCCUUCGGGCAAGCUGUCGGCUGAUGUGAAUCGUGCUCACGUAACUAACGUGUUCUUUGCCGAGAUCAUCGCCCCGCUGCUGCUGGCCGUCGUUACCUUGAUCCCAUACCUGUUCAUCAAUGCGCAGACUGGAGUCCACGACACCGGCGGCGUCUUGAAGGACAACGAUUCGGAUGCGAAGCCGACCGCUGCUCUUCUGCGUGUCGGUAUCGUCGCUCUUGGUCCCAUUGGCGUCAACGCUGGUGUGUGCGCGGUCUUCUUCGCGAUGGCUUGCUGUAUGGGCCCUGUAUUCAGCAUGUGCUGCAAGAAGUUUGGCAGUGUCCUCGCUGCGAUCGCGCACGCCAUCGCCGUCAUCAUGCUCCUCGUGUUUUUCGAGGUGAUGUACGUCCUUGAGGGCUUCAACUUCACCCGGACCAUCAGUGGCAUGAUCGCAGUCAUCGCUGUGCAGCGGUGGGUCAUGAAGUUGAUCAUCACCUUCGCCCUCACGAGAGAAAUGAAGACCGACCAGGCCAAUAUCGCCUUCUGGACAGGUAAAUGGUACUCGAUGGGUUGGCAUUCGAUUUCGCAGCCCGCACGAGAGUUCCUUUGCAAGAUCACCGAGCUUAGCUUCUUUGCUGGUGACUUCAUCCUGGGGCACGCACUCCUGUUCAUAAUGUGUCCAGUGAUCCUGAUCCCUCAGGUGGACAAGUUGCACUCAAUCAUGCUCUUCUGGCUCCGUCCUAGUCGGCAAAUUCGUCCACCCAUCUACUCGCUGAAGCAGUCCAAGCUGAGAAGGAAGCGUGUCUUCCGCUACGCUCUUCUCUACUUUGUGCUCCUGAUCCUGUUCCUGGUGUUGAUGGUGGGCCCAAGUAUCGCGGGCAAGUACGUGCCCACGUCGAUGCUCUCCAUGCUGGACAGCACAAACCUGCUCCAGCCCACAGGCCAGGACAACAACAACACGAUCGGCGAAACGGAAACAGGCACAGGUGCAGCAUCCUACACGGGAGCGCUGCUGACGAUGACUAAAGCGUCGGCAUCGGCAUCAAGCACGGGAGAUGCUGCCAAGAUCCGUCUCUUCUAA